GCGCACACGCAGGGAAGGGAGAACGUGUUGCGCACGCAGGGAAUAGAGCCGUGUUUUGUGUUUGUAGCUCCGGCAGUGGGGAGCAGAAGGGUCGCGUGGGAGAAGUGGGAGAGACCAGGACCGCUUCGCUGUAGCUUCCUGGAGUCAUGGAUCGUAGGCACCCCGACCCCAGCCAAGGACCUUGCGGCUCCGCGGAACCCAGGGAUCCAGCCUCCACUGGGCACAGCUCCCCAAGGGCCAGUGUCUGGCCCUCUGAGGGUAGUGCUGGGGACUCUGAAGUGUCCAGGGAUAUGUCAGAGGCUUUCACUGUUGCCCAGGUCCAGAUCCGAAAGCAGAAUGCUAUCACAGAGAGAGAAAGAAGGAAACGGAUCUCUGUAAGCUGUGAAAGGCUCCGGAUCCUUCUGCCCAAGUUUGAAGGUCGUCGAGAGGACAUGGCCUCCAUCCUGGAGAUGGCUGUACAAUACCUAAAGCUUGUUAGAACUCUCGUGCCCACAGAAGAACAGAAUACUAUUCUCGCUCCCUCAGAGGAGGUAUGUCAGAAGUGGCAGAAGAAUGUGUUGAUUCCAAAUACCAGAAAGCAGAUUUCAGAGAUGAAAGCCUUUGAUACAGCUAGACAAAGGGGAUCCCUUGGCUACGGUACUACUCCUGUAGGAAAUAGUAAAUCAGCCCUGAUGUUGGGUGAAUCUGUGGAUGAUGUAUUAGGAGAUAUAUGUUCCAUCUUUGAAAAAGGGCUUUCAGAUCCAGCCCUGCCGCCUCCGGACCUGAGUUUCUCUGAUGCUCCUGUGCACUCUGGUGGGAUGACCUCUUCUCUACCUUGGUCUUCCCUCUUGCCGCCAGCUUUUCCUUUAGAGACCGCAGCAGUGCGGAGAUGGCCAAGUUUGGUGGGGCUCUGCCCUGGGGAAGUCACAUCUCAAGCACAGUUACUGAAGCAUGCACAUGAGCCCUCUGACAUCCUGAUGACACCCACUCUGGACACCAGGUCGAUGUCAGAAUCUGAAAUUGAAGAUGAGAUGCCUUUCCUGCUGGGUGCCCACACUGACCAGUGGCUUGGAGAACAAGGGCCCCAUGAUGGCAAAAGUGGUGAAACUGAAACCUAUUCUAUGACAACCCCGCUCAUGAUGGAUGCCAAGAUGAGUUCCCAAGAUGGGUUCCUCACCAAAUCAGACCUUGAGUUCCUGCCUGGACCAGAUUCCUGCCUCCCAGAGCCUCAAAAGACUCUCCUGGACCAUUUGGAAUUUGAUUCACCCUCUGUGGCCCUAAAUCCUCAGGAUGAAGUGGAUAGCAUAUUUCCUUAUCUCUUUCCCUAUGAAUUAUGAGCUUUGUAAUUUCUGAGCCUUGAAGGGAUCACUGCUAAGUAGGUUGAGGGGGCAGAGAACAGAGAUUUUGAAACAGUGCAGAAACCAGUAUACAUCUGGGCACUUUAUUUUGGGUUUGGAUUGCAGCUGCAGCCUAAUUUGAGAAGGGGGGGAGGGCUGUAGGGAGUGAAAACUGAAUAUUAAAGAGAAGAAGCAAUUUUCUUGGAGGAAGCAAAACUUUUGUGACUUUUGCAUAAUUAAUACAAUUCAGUAAGCAGAUCAGAGUGGAAGCUUAAUCAGGCACUUCUGAUGGAGUUAGAUGAAAGUCAUUUGAUCCUAUAAUUUUGUUUCUGUGAAGGUCUUUUCACCAUUAAAUCCACAAAUAACUCUGACUCUUGGUCUUCUGGGGGAGGGUUGAUGAUGGCUCUCUGUUGUAAUGUUUUGUUCAGUGUGUAGCCCAGAGAAAGUAAUAAUGAUAAAAAAUAACUCAUGCACA
Molecule: messenger RNA, 1791 nt
Organism: Monodelphis domestica (gray short-tailed opossum)
Lineage: Eukaryota; Metazoa; Chordata; Mammalia; Didelphimorphia; Didelphidae
Gene: SOHLH1
Product: spermatogenesis and oogenesis specific basic helix-loop-helix 1
Biological process (GO): regulation of DNA-templated transcription; spermatogenesis
Cellular component (GO): nucleus
Molecular function (GO): DNA-binding transcription factor activity, RNA polymerase II-specific; protein dimerization activity; RNA polymerase II cis-regulatory region sequence-specific DNA binding
Source: RefSeq, a predicted model, not a curated record